AUGAAUAGUGUGGGAUUCUGGAAUAUAAGGGGUCUGAAUAUCCUAACUAAACAUGGUGAUGUUAGAACUCUUCUGAGUCAUCAUAAAUGUGGGUUGUUUGGUCUCCUAGAAACUAGGGUUAAACCUAAGAAUGUUGACAAGGUUUAUCCUAGAGUGUGUCCUAACUGGAGUAUUGUGGCAAACUAUUCCUAUCAUAAAGGAGGUAGAAUAUGGUUGAUAUGGUUGCAUAAUAAAUUUGAGGUGGAAAUCUUGGAAAGCAGAGCUCAAUAUAUUCAUAGCAAGGUUACUCAUAAGGGGAAAAAUGUGAGUUUCUACUUGACUAUGGUGUAUUGUUCAAAUGAUCUUGAUGAAAGAUUAGUAAUGUGGGAGGACUUGAAGAGAUUGAAGAUAAGGAAUGACCCUUGGGUCAUUUGUGGAGACUUCAAUAAUGUGGUUAAUUUCAAUGAGAGAGUGGGAUCUAAUGUGACUUUUCAUGAGGUGGAAGGGAUAAGAAGAUGUAUUUGGAAAUGUGAAGUACAGGAUAUGGGAGCAAAGGCAUACUUCCUUCCUGAGAGUAUAUCUGACCAUACUCCAUGUAUCAUUCAGUUUGAAGAAAAUCAGGUUGGGGGCUCAAAAGUGUUCAGAUUUUUCAAUAUGUGGACACAAGCAGCUGAAUUUGAAGCUAUUGUGAUGAGAGGCUGGCAAAAACAGUAUAAUGGCGGUGCUAUGUUUAAAGUUGUGAAGAGAAUGAAGGGGCUAAAAAGAGAUUUGAAGGAAUUAAACAAGCAGAAAUUCUCUAAUAUAGAGAAUGAGGCAGACCUCGCUUAUAAAGAUCUAAUUAGUAUUCAGCAACAGAUGCACUCAGAUCUGAGAAAUCAGGAGUUGCAGGCAAGUGAAAGGGAAGCUAGAAGGAAAUAUGAGGCCCUGAAUCAAGCUAGAUUGGCGUUUCUGCAGCAGAAAGUGAAAUGUGAGUGGUUGAAGGGUGGGGACUCAAAUACAGCUUAUUUUCAUGCAUGCUUGAGAAGAAGAAGAGGCCAAAAUCACAUUUAUAAAGUGAAAGAUAGUAGAGGGGUGUGGGCUGAAAAUCAGGAAGAUAUUGAGAAAGCCUUUAUGGAGUUUUAUAAGGACUUACUAGGGAAUGAAAUGGCUAAUAGGAGAAAGGUGAGUAGUAGUGUUUUGAAUGAAGGUGAGAAGUUGAAUAUAAGACAGCAAGAAGAAUUGUGUCAACCUUUUUGUAGAGAGGAGGUAAAGAAGGCAUUGGAUGAAAUUGAAGACAACAAGGCUCCGGGCCCUGAUGGGUACUCAAGUCACUUCUUUAAGAAGGCAUGGGAGGUUAUAGGGGAGGAUGUCACUGAGGCUGUUCUUGAUUUCUUUAGAACUGGGAAGAUACUCAAGCAGAUAAACAAUACUACACUAUGCUUAAUUCCCAAAUGUGACCAACCUCAGGAUGUCACACAAUUUAGGCCAAUUGCUUGCUGCAAUGUCCUAACAAAAUCAUUUCAAAAAUGA
Messenger RNA from Beta vulgaris subsp. vulgaris (sugar beet), 1488 nucleotides. RefSeq lists its product as uncharacterized. The transcript has 2 exons. The coding region runs from base 1 to 1488 and encodes 495 amino acids. The record is from RefSeq and is a predicted model, not a curated record. NCBI's taxonomy places the organism in Eukaryota, Viridiplantae, Streptophyta, Magnoliopsida, Caryophyllales, Amaranthaceae.